AUGGCCGCAACCACCUACGGGCCGCAUCCUCUGUGUCCAGACCAUGCCCUGGCCUACCGCGUCAUCAGCGACUUUCUCCAGAAGCACCGCCAGGAUGUUGUUGAGAUCGAGGUGCUGCCGCCCGCCUUAGCGCCCCCGAGUGGCUCGCCUGUCCUGGAAGAUGGCAUCUGCCUGGGCGUACCCAAGCGCUUCCUUGCCGCCGCCUUCAUUGCUGCCCGCUCCGUCUUCUUCGACAAGCGAGUAUGUAGCGACCCUAUCUCGGUGCAGGCUGCUCUCGAUGCGACGUCUGUCAUUCUGCUCUUCGACCCGGAACACCUCACGGCUGCAAACUUCAGGAAAGCCCAGCUCAACGUCCUCCGCUCGCUCCACAACGACUCCCUGGCCCCUGCGCAUUCUGUGCAACUGGAGCUGAAUUUCCUGGACAGCAUUCUUACUUCUCCCUUGCAUCGGCAAUCCAAAUCCCCUACCCUGUGGGGCUACCGGGCCUGGAUUGUGCAAUCUUUCGAUCCCCAACUUUGGCUGAGCCGCGCGCCUGGUCAGGAUGCAACGUCUCUACUGUCUUGGGAACAAUUUGCCCGCGAGCUGGGCGUGGUGCUAAAGGCGGCCGAACGGCACCCCAAAAACUACUACGCCUGGCAGUAUGCUCGACGUCUUUUCGAUCGCGUCCCAGAGUUGCAAAGCAUCUACCAGCGCCAGCUGUCAUUACUGCGACCGCCGCCUCUUAUCAGCUCUUCUCUGACAGCUCCAGGUCACGAUUUCUUGCAGCAGUCGGUACCAGUCGUGUACGAGUGGUGCCUGCGUAACCCAAGUGACACGUCAGCCUGGUCAUUUCUAUAUUUUCUUCUUCUCCGCACCCCAAAGCCUGCUCGGCUUGCUCAGCAGAUUAUAGACAGGACAUUUGGCCUGGCCCAAGGUUUUCAUUGGAAACACGAGUCGCUCUGGACUUUCCUAAGGACCGUGAUUGCUGACCCAACACUGACCUCCACGGAAGCCAGAUCUCAAUAUAUACAGGCGAUUCAAGACACGUACAAAAAGAAGGAUUUUCUGUCGCCAGAAGCAGAAGCUACGGUGAUCGGCCUGGCCCAUCCCGCCGAGAAAGCAGUUAUUUGGAUACUCCACAACGCAAGUGCCUAG
Molecule: messenger RNA, 1134 nt
Organism: Diplodia corticola
Lineage: Eukaryota; Fungi; Ascomycota; Dothideomycetes; Botryosphaeriales; Botryosphaeriaceae
Product: protein prenyltransferase
Exons: 1
Coding region: 1-1134 (377 amino acids)
Biological process (GO): protein prenylation
Cellular component (GO): cytoplasm
Molecular function (GO): protein prenyltransferase activity
Source: RefSeq, a predicted model, not a curated record